UACGAGGAAAUCCCCAAGGCCGAGAAAACGACGAGAGGCCCCUUUAAAUCGACGCUUCCUCGGUGUUGUGCCAAGAGCGAGCGAGAGAGAGAGAGCUCUGAUAAACAACAACACUGUUCCCAGAAGCCGCUUUUACCGGAUUCAGCUCUUUACUGCGGCCUCGGUGAAGAAGAGGUGAGGCGACGAGGACUUUCCCUCUGUUCUUUCCAACAUUUUGUCGUCUGUUGUUCAUACAUUCGUUGUUGAAUGCCAUUGCGGAAGUGAGAAGCCUUUCGACGCGACACAAAGCCUGGGCUGUGCGGACAUCUAGUGGCCAAUCGGGAGAAGGCGCCUCACCAGCGAUGUACGGAGCUUCAGGUAUCCCAGAGCUCAUCCCGUCCAGCGGGCCGCCCCGGCAGCCGGGUCCGGCGGGGCAGUACAACCCGGGACACCCCCAGGUCAACGGCGACGGCGGUGGGGCCAACCCUCAGAGACUCGGGCAGAGGGCACCCAAGCUGGGCCAGAUAGGUCGGACCAAGAAAGUGGACUUGGAAGAUGAAGACUUGGAUGACAUCAUGAACAACAACGGGCAGUGUCCUGUAUCCCUGUCUCCCAUCUCCUAAACUUCACCAAGAAGUGCCAAAAGAAGAAAAUCACCCGGGAUGCCAAACUUCCCCGUCAGUGAUCUUGGCCUUGAGCCCGUCAAGUGUCCUACUGAAGCUUCUGAUGGCUCAACAAGGCACAAAAAGUGGCUCAUUUAGCGCCAGCUGAAGCCUAGGCACUGAUUGUACAUAGUUCUUAUUUAACUUACUUUUGGUCAGACUGUGAAUGAAUUGUAUUGCAUCGCCCUCUACUCUAUACCUCGGUUGGCAGUAGACUAUCAGGACUUGAGAAAGAUUUGGUGAAAGUGUCUAUAUUUUUCAAAGCUUCUUAACAAGGGCUACGUUUCUAAAGUUGCACUGAGCAGAUCGAUAGAUGGGAAGCAGCCUCUCACCUGCCUGUUUUCUGGUGAGGGUUUCUUGUUUCUUCAUCGGUGGUUGUGUGAGGGAACACAAGCCUGGGAAUGUGUAUCACACAGGUGAAAUGUUAAGCUUUGGUUGUGCAAUGACUAUCAUUCUCUAUUCUCACACUGAUGCAAGUGGUGUACUAAUUUUCAGUGGAUGAAAGCUCGCUAUUUACAGGAAAAAAAACUACUGCUAAUUAUUUAUUGUUUCAGAAAUGGGAAGAAACACAUUGUUGUGUUGUUAUGGCUUCUACAUGUUUUUUACUUGUUUCCGAAUGGAAAUUGCUUCAGUGAUCUAAAACUGACUUUUACUAUUAUUUCCAAAUGGUGCACUUUGUGGGAAUGCCUGUUAUGUGCAGUGACAUGUUGCAGAAUUCUAUGCAUGGAGUCUGUUAAAGCAUCAAAACACGUAACUGGUAUCCUGUAACUAAGGGCUAAGUAGUAGUAUUUCAGAUCACACCGCCGUUAUGCUCCUUAGAUUGUGCAGUCAACAUUUUCCUAAGCUCAUUGUUGGCUUUAGCUGCAGACUCAGCAGUAAAAUAUCAUAAACAACAACAGAUUUAUGGAGGCUUUGUUUGUUUUCGGUGGCAGGAUUUUCCAGUUGGCCAGACAACUGUGAGUUCUAAAUGUUUUGAAGAAAUUGCCAAAUGAUAUUAGAUGUUUAAUCAGAAUGAUCAUUAAAAUGGACUCUGAUUGGCACACGUUAUAAUGAACAACACUUACUUUGUAUUUAAUAUUAUUAUUUGGUUUUACAGCAGUAAUCUGCUUCAUAGUUGCUACACCCAGAUGGCGUCACAAUGUCUUUCAGGUUCAGGUGAACUAUUUAAAGAUUAUGCCAACCUUUAGUUAGCAAUUACAGUAUGAGAUAAUGAAAACAAGCAGCCCGUGAUUAGCUGUCACUGCUGAGACAAUCUUAACACUGAUGUCUUCUUUGGGUCAUUUGGGUUAUUUAAAGAUUGCAGUGGACCUUGAAAUGACAUAUUAUUGUCUGUGAAGGCUCAUGCUGAUGUCAUGUUACUUAGUCCAUUGUGAAAUUGUUGCUGGUUCACUUUAACUUUUUUUUGUGUCAUGGAAGCUUUGCAUUUCACAGCUCAUUCUCUGACUCAAAGAUUGCUGUUUGGGUUGUGGUUACCAUUUGCAUGGGAACGGUUGACUUUUCGUAAUGCAUCUCGGGAAAUAAAAGAUGAAUCUUUGUGGA
This is a messenger RNA of Micropterus dolomieu (smallmouth bass), 2180 nucleotides long. RefSeq lists its product as uncharacterized. The record is from RefSeq and is a predicted model, not a curated record. Gene Ontology annotation, biological process: negative regulation of protein kinase activity. Lineage: Eukaryota; Metazoa; Chordata; Actinopteri; Centrarchiformes; Centrarchidae. Gene Ontology annotation, molecular function: calcium-dependent protein kinase inhibitor activity; protein kinase binding. Bases 342 to 602 code for a protein of 86 amino acids. The transcript has 3 exons.